AUGCAUAAUGGCGACAACAACCUGGCUAGUACCUCUGGUGCGAAUUGUGGAAUGGGAAAAACGCCUUCGGCAUCUGCGUAUGUAUACGGGACAAACGGCUCUCCUCAGUCCAACGGCUUCUUCUACAACAAAGAAUUGCGAGAAGUUCGAGAAAGAAGCAAAAGAUUUUUCCCGGAAAAGCUGAAGCAGUUCAGGGAUGCCGAUUCGUCCUACUACCAUGGGCUGAGCAGCAAACUCGAUCUUCCGAUGGCGCGCAUCAAGAAGAUUAUGAAAAUUGAUUACGACCUGGAAGGACAGGAUGCCCCAUUGUUCCUCUCCAAAGCGACUGAACUGUUCAUCCAAGAGUUGACCCUAAAAUCCUGGGCGUUCACUGAAGAGCAGCGUCGAAAGACUAUUCAAAAACUUGAUAUCGGUGCAGCAUGUGCUCGUGACGAGCAUUUUGAUUUUCUAAUCGAUUUUGUGCCAAGGGAAGAGGUUCGAAAGGCCGGAUUUUUGGCCAGCCAGAUGAAGUCGCCAACUUCAAUGGAUGGUGACGCGGAAAUGAAUGGGCACAGCUUGAGUCACGGCUCACGCCCCGGGACAAACGAUUUGAUUGUCAGUGAGGCAACACCUUCUUCAACAGCCGGCGAUCCCUCAGCACAUCAGCAUCGCCAUGCCGAGGUUUUCCGCGGGCACCCGGCCAUAUCAACGACAGUGAAGCCGGAUCAA
This is a messenger RNA of Mesorhabditis spiculigera, 708 nucleotides long. NCBI's taxonomy places the organism in Eukaryota, Metazoa, Nematoda, Chromadorea, Rhabditida, Rhabditidae. The record is from the annotation of a GenBank genome assembly.